Entrophospora sp. SA101 is the source of this 1149-nucleotide messenger RNA. NCBI's taxonomy places the organism in Eukaryota, Fungi, Glomeromycota, Glomeromycetes, Entrophosporales, Entrophosporaceae. The record is from the annotation of a GenBank genome assembly.
AUGAGUAGAAGAAUCAGAUCGAGAUUAAGUUCAAUAGGAAGCACGGAAGACAAGAACAUUACCAAAGUAAGCAAUAUUAAUUCACCACACUUGCAUGUGGAAUUUGAAGUUGGUAGAGCAUUACAACUAAGGCCUGACAUUAUUGUUAGAGGUGCAGUCAUAUUGUCAAUCCCAAAAGAUUGCCCACAAUUACUUGCAUCUGCUAUCAAAAUUUUUUUUAAAGGCGAAGAAACAGCUUCGGCUAAAGUUAAAGAUAGCGGUGUAUUUAAAAAAAGGCGUUUGGAUAGUGUACGGACAACUUACUUUGAAUGUAGUUAUGUAGUUUGGUGUGCUUUGACUAAUAACAAUCUUAACAACAACAACAUCAACGACAAUAGAGCUAACAGACAUUUACCUUUGAUGAGAAUAAAACCGGGGAUAUAUAGAUCUGAAUUUGCUUUAAAGUUACCUCCUGUUAAUUUUCCUCCAUCAAUAGAGGGUCCAAGGGGAUUUUCAAUAAGAUAUAUCUGGAAACCUGUUAUAGAAGGGGUGGAUGGAAAUAUUAUCGAGGGUCCUGAGAUAGUGACACCUUUUACUCCUAUAUCAUUUGCCCCACCCAAUCAAGAAUGGUGUUUUAGAGAAAUUUUAUACACUGAACAUAAAUCACAAAGAAAAAUUAUUAUAGAGGCUGAAGCUUUUUUACAAAAGCGUGUUUUUUCGCCCGGUGAGGAAUUAGAUCUUAAGAUUAGACUUAAAAACCAUUCAGGUGGACGUAUAACACACCUAAGAACAUAUUAUACAUUAAGAUGUGCUCUUCAAACUGAAACGGGUGUGUUACUUACUAAAAUGGAAUACCAUGAAAUAAUAAUACCAAUCACAAUGUCAUCAUAUCCUCAUAUCGACGAUAUCCAACUCCCUUUUGACAGUAUAUUCCCUUCAUACACCGAAUCAGGAUUGUGUCCAUUCUUCUUUGAUCCUAAAGAUGAUUUUCCUCAAAAUUAUCCUGUUAUUGACAGGCAUCCUGGCAGUGAUAAUAUAGCGACUCCACCUUAUUCUCCAAUACCAAGUGCUUUUCCAAGUGUACGACUUAGUACUUUUUAUAGUGAUCAUGAAGAUUCCUCAACUUCUCAAUCUCCUUACUUCAAUGAAAAUGAAUCAAUUCUGUUAUGA